CGCUUGAGACAGAGCGCCGCUACCCGCUACGCAGCGGAGGUAAAAGUUCGCAAGAAAGAGCGACGAGAAAAGUUUGUCUAACUAUAAAAAAGAAACAAAACCGCUCUGUCCUGGGACGCAUUCCGGAGGCUUUUGUUCGGACGAGCCUCCUAACCCCCGUGAGCACCAAUGUCUUUGGCGGACCAGAGUCAACAGUGGUAUCCCACGAGCGUCCAGGUAACGGUGUUCCAGGCAAGAAACCUGCGGAUCAAGGGUAAGAAUGGCACCAACGACGCGUACGCCAUCAUGCAGGUGGCCAAGGACAAGUUCUCCACUCCGGUGGCCGAGAAGUGCGUCUCGCCCGUGUGGAAGGUAGAGGCCAGCUUCGACCUGCCGCUCUUCCACCACGGCAACGCGGAACGCUGCACCCUGCGCGUCCUCGUCAUGCACCGGGCCUUGGUGGGGCCGGACAAGCUGCUUGGGCAAGCCGUCAUCAACCUCCUGGACCUCAACGAGAACAAAGCUCGCACGAAGACCGAAUGGUUCACGCUGCUGGAUAAGACCGGGAAGAAGGAUAAGGAGAGAGGAGAGGUGCUCCUGGACAUCCAGUUCCUGCGGAACAACAUGACGGCCAGCAUGUUCGACCUCUCGGCGACGGAGAAGCCUCGCUCCCGCAUGGGCAAGCUCAAGGACAAGAUCCGCGGCAAGAAGGACAGCAUCUCCGACUCGGCCUCUGCCAUCGUACCGCCCGUCUCCCAGGCGAUGACGGACAGCGAGGGGGAGGAGGACGGCCAGCCCAGCACCCCGGGAGGCAAGAAGAAGAAGUCCAAGCUGAAGUCGCUGUUCGUCCCCAAGUCCAACCUGCAGCGGAAUGUGUCCCAGUCCAUGUCCACGCUGGGGUCCCUCCCGGAGCAAAACUCCGCCCUCAGCGGCAGCCGCUCCUCCGGCCUGAACAUUCCAGAAGGGAAGAAGAAAUUCAAAUUCCUGACGCACAAGCGGACGGGCAGCUCUGACAGCAAGGUGUCCCACGGCUCCAAGCAGGGCGUGGCGGAGCAGGGCGUGGCCGAGCAGAGCGGCGUCUGCAUUAACGGCAGUCAUAUCUACGCAGAGGGGCCACGGGUGGGGUCCACCCUCAGCUUGCACAGCUCCGACGCGGGCUCCACCGAAGACCUGCACACACUGCCAGAGAGGAGCGAGGAGGAACAGGAGAGAAAGAGGCAGGAGGAGGAACAGGAGAGAAAGAGGCAGGAGAGAAUAAGACAGGAGGAGGAGGAACAGGAAAGAAAGAGGCAGGAGGAGCUUGAGAGAAUGAGGCAGGAGGAACUGGAGAGAAUAAGGAUGGAAGAGGAGGAACAGGAGAGAAAGAGGCAGGAGAGAAUUAGGCAGGAGGAGCUGGAGAGAAUGAGGCAGGAGGAGCUGGAGAGAAUGAGGCAGGAGGAGGAGGAACAGGAGAGAAAGAGGCAGGAGAGAAUGAGGCAGGAGGAGCUGGAGAGAAUGAGGCAGGAGGAGGAGGAACAGGAGAGAAAGAGGCAGGAGGAGCUGGAGAGAAUGAGGCAGGAGGAGGAUGAACAGGAGAGAAAGAGGCAGGAGAGAAUGAGGCAGGAGGAGCUGGAGAGAAUGAGGCAGGAGGAGGAACAGGAGAGAAUGAGGCAGGAGGAGCUGGAGAGAAUGAGGCAGGAGGAGGAGGAACAGGAGAGAAAGAAGCAGGAGAGAAUGAGGCAGGAGGAGCUGGAGAGAAUGAGGCAGGAGGAGCUGGAGAGAAUGAGGCAGCAGGAGGAGGAACAGGAGAGAAAGAGGCAGGAGAGAAUGAGGCAGGAGGAGCUGGAGAGAAUGAGGCAGGAGGAGCUGGAGAGAAUGAGGCAGGAGGAGGAGGAACAGGAGAGAAAGAGGCAGGAGAGAAUGAGGCAGGAGGAGCUGGAGAAAAUGAGGCAGGAGGAGGAGGGACAGGAGAGAAUGAGGCAGGAGGAGGAACAGGAGAGAAUGAGGCAGGAGGAGCUGGAGAAAAUGAGGCAGGAGGAGGAGGGACAGGAGAGAAAGAAGCAGGAGAGAAUGAGGCAGGAGGAGGAACAGGAGAAAAAUAGGCUGGAGGUGGAACAGGAGAGGAAGAGGCAGGAGGAGCUGGAGAAAAUGAGGCAGGAGGAGGAACAGGAGAGAAUGAGGCAGGAGGAGCUGGAGAGAAUGAGGCAGGAGGAGGAACAGGAGAGAAUGAGGCAGGAAGAGCUGGAGAGAAUAAGGAUGGAGGAGGAGGAAAAGGAGAGAAUGAGGCAGGAGGAGGAACAGGAGAGAAAGAGGCAGGAGGAGGAACAGGAGAAAAAGAGGCAGGAGGAGGAACAGGAGAGAAUAAGGAUGGAGGAGGAAGAAGAGGAGAGAAAGAGGCUGGAUAAGGCCAGGAAAGAUGAAGAGUUGAGGCAGCAAGAGGACAUGAAAGAAGAAUCCAUAGCAAGUAACCCUUUCCAGGAGAAUAAUCCCUUUGAGGAGGCCUGUUCCUCCAACCCCUUUGAGGUCAGCAUCUCACAGGGGGUACACAGCCCCCACACCCCUUCUGCAGUCCCCAGCAGUCGCACAGCCAAAGUGUCUGCAGUCAAACCCAGAUUGGUGGUGCCCCCGAAAGCAGUAACCAAUAAAGGAAGUCCUUCUUCCCCAUCUGCUGACUCCUCCCCCCUCCCCCCUUCUCCUCCCUCCCCCUGUAAUUCUUCCCUCACUUUGCAAUCGGGUGUCACCCCUUCUGAUCCACAUGCCUCCCAGGGUCCCGCCAGGACCUCAAAGGAGUCGCUCACAGAGGACUCUGAGAAACUGUCAGUCACAGGUUACCCCGCCUCCCUCGCAGAGAAGAAGCGCCGUGCCCCCCUGCCCCCCGGCCCCUGGGCCACCGCCCAGACCAAAAAACCCCCGCCCACUCCCCGAGCUCAUCCCGCCACGCCCACCCAGACAGACCCGCCCCCUCCGCCACCACAGAGACCCUCAGUGGCCCCCAGGGGUCUGUCCUUUGCGUCGGCCAGAGCUCGGAAAGGUGCAGACGUCAGCGCCGGAGAAUCUCUGCCUCCGCAGGACAGGCUGAAGAGCUCCAGGAAGCAGGGCGGGGAUCGGGGCUCCGCCCGCAACGGGCAGAAGAAGGCUGGGGAUGCCCCCUUGGUGACCCCCAGGCGAAGCGGCUCAGAGAGGGAGACAGCAGACAGCGGGAGUGGGGAGGGGACAGUAGCGAUGUGCACUCCGGAGCCAGCUGCAUACGCUCUGAAAACACCCUUCGAUGAUGACAGCGAAGAGGACAAGGAGCUGAAAGCGAAGGAGGCCAACACAGACGAGGUGAAGGAUGGCGUUUCCCUGGGAGACGGUGUGCCGAGAGACGGCCAGCCGGAGGAGGAGCUAAAGGAGGCGUGCCCGACAGCAGAGCAACCAGGCGAGUCAGAGUCCCUCUCCCAGGACUCAGAGGCUGGCACCGAGCAGACCCUUGGAGGGGACGACCUGUCUCCCGGGGGGCAAAAGAAGGAAGAGAGGGCCAGCGAGGAGGAGACGAGUGCAGACGGCAUGGGGGAACCUCUCGCUUCGACAGAGAAGAGCUCUCCACCCUCGGUCCUGGUCCGAAGUGAGUCACUGAAGACCGUGGUCAGUGAAGGGGAAAGAUCGGUGGACACCUGUCUCUCCGAGGACGGACACAGUCUAAUGGGAGCCUUAAAAAAGAAGAAACGGGCACCCCUGCCCCCGGGGUCGGCUGGCGAGGGCAAAGUGGAGGGGUCCCAGGAUGCCGUUGUCCUGGGGCAGAAUCCCACGCAGGCCAGUGACCCCACAGUGACCCCCCCGCCCCCUAAACCACAGAGGACAACUGUCGGCGGGAAGCGGCGAGCCCCCCAGCCUGUGGGUGUGGCUGUUUCUGGGGGGAGGACCCUGCUGCGAGCUCGGGUGUCACCCUCCGAGGCACAGCCAAUCGCAGGGCAGAGCGGAAGGGCACAGCCAAUCACGGCACACAGCAGCAGCAGCGGAGGCGGAGCAGGAGGGAAAGUGGGCGGGCCAGCCUCGAACCCACGCAGGCCUCACCCGGUGAGACCGUUGGAGAGCCAGCCUGCAGCCAGCGCUACAGUGGGCCGAGACUCCGGCCCUGGGGGUGUUCUGGAGGUCACACCUGGGAAAACAAAGGUGACAGAGGCAGUGGGGCGCGGAGCUGGGGGCGGGCCCUACUCCCAGCUGACCCAACCAGAGCUGGUUUCCCUGGUGAUGAGACAGCAGACCCAACUGUCACACAAGGACAGCAGGAUCCGGGAGCUGGAGGAAUACAUCGACAAUCUCCUGCUGCGCAUCAUUGAGGAGAAGCCCAGCAUCCUGCAGUCUGUGAGCGCCACACUGAAAAAGGCAGUGUAGAGCGCCGCCCUGGAGGAGGGAGGGCGGCAGGGCAGGGGGGUGGGGCAGGGGGGCGUGGCUGUGCAACAUGGUCAGGUCUGCCUCAGUGCACGCCCUCAUUCUUCUGGAACAGGAAGUGUCAUCAUGACCCACUGCACAGAAUCAUGGUGUUCCCUUGAGAAGUAGAGCCCUGCUGCCCCCAUACCCCAAAAUCUAAAAAAAGUAUAUAUUUUUCUUCACACUACUGUUGAUCCAUUCCCAGAGCUCGGGCUAUGAGAGACAGGAGAAAUCAAUACUCUCAUUGGAUGUCAUGUUUUAAAAUGAUAAAAAGAGCUUCCCUCAGCCCCAAAGGUUCACAUAGACAGCUGGAAGUCUUCAUGGUUUACUGCAGCUUGUGAAGACUCACUGCGCCUUCGGCCCACAUCACACCUCUGUAGCACAGCGGACAUCUGCUCUGACAGUGUCCACACAGGCCAGACAUUUGAACAAAAGUUUAGUUUGUCCUGCUGGUACAGGUACAAACUAUACAAAAUUUUAUUGGUGUUGUUUUCAUAAUUUAUAACCUCGCACAAAGCACCCGGGCAAAAGGCAAUGCUAAACUAUUAAUAAAGGAAUAAAUAAUGAAUCAAACCACCUUUAAUCUCCACUGGAAGCAGAGGAAUUUGUAGAUAGUGGUUUGUGUGUGGUGGCUGCUUCAGAGAAAUGCACUUAUACUUUAUGGCUGAAGCACUAGCCUUAACGGUUGUAGGUUCAAGACCAAAGUGGGGUGAUUCUGUAUUUUUCCCUUUGGUACUUUACCUCAGUUAUACCUGUAAAAGUGCAUCUUUAUUCUUGGGUUUCUGAAUGUGUAAGCUGUAAAACCAGUGAGAAAUACAGUGUAAGUGUCCUUGCACAGUAGUGUCUGAAACACAAAUGUAGAACAAUGAUAAUAACUUUUAAGAGAACCAAAGGCUUUAGCACACAGUGUUUUCAGGGCAGAUUAUGCGAAGAAAAGCCAGCUGUUGCCUUAAACUGAAUCAAACCUUUAUGUGCUUCACUGGUAAAUAUUCAAUCUGUUUUCUAAGUCAUUGCUUUGUAAAGAUAAGUAUACAACACUGGUUCAGAGAGAAAUGAUUUGCAUUGUUAUAUACUGCCUACAUGCUAGGUCUUUUACUGUGACUAACUGGUGGAUUAAAUCAUAAUUUUAUUAGUGACGAGAUACCAAAACCUGGCAGGGUGCCAUUAAUGAAGAGUCUGCAUAACACAUGUAUGAAAGUUAUCAGUCGUUGCUGUAAAGUGCUUCAAGAUGAAAAGUGCCUCUCAAAUACCAUUAAUUUCAUACUCGCCAUCAGCCAUCACUCUGUUGGAUGACGUGUGGAUGAGCUCUGUUAUUUAAAGUAUGAC
Messenger RNA from Megalops cyprinoides (Indo-Pacific tarpon), 5694 nucleotides. Its product is annotated as calponin homology domain-containing protein DDB_G0272472-like. The record is from RefSeq and is a predicted model, not a curated record. Bases 169 to 4332 code for a protein of 1387 amino acids. The transcript is spliced from 6 exons. Gene Ontology annotation, cellular component: intracellular membrane-bounded organelle. Lineage: Eukaryota; Metazoa; Chordata; Actinopteri; Elopiformes; Megalopidae. Gene Ontology annotation, biological process: regulated exocytosis. Gene Ontology annotation, molecular function: small GTPase binding.